AUGGCCUUAUACCCUUUGACGGGAGCCCGCAAGCUCAUCUUUUACUACAACGUUGUCUCCACAACGCUAUGGUUCUGCUGCUUCUGCCGUUUCCUCAUCUUGCUUCCUUUGGUGGGCAGAAAGUUCUUACCUGCUGGUAUUGCUGAUUUCUUCCAUGUGGUCAGCGUGUUUCCACUCAUUGGAUGGACCUUAGUUGCUGCGUUGGCCAAGCCCAACUUCACUUUGAACGAUUUGUGGGGUUUAUUUGAUGCUGUCAGAAUGAUCUGGAUGUGCUACGGCGUGAUCUACCCUCAUCCCAAGAUCGCCAAGCACACGUCCUAUUCAUUCCUUAUUCUGGGUUGGUGUAUCCAGAAUAUGAUUGAUUGCUUCUACCAUGGCUUCAAGACCAAAACCAGAACCUCUCCAUUAUGGUUGUUUUGGCUCCAUCAUCACCACUUCUACCUCACAUUCUUCGUGAGCUGCAUCAGCGAGAUGAUUCUAGUGUUUUUGAGUCUUGGCUUCGUUCAAAACGACUGGCAUGAACUUGUGCUCAAAGCAUGUAUUUUGGCAUACGUGCCGGUGGGCUAUUUUCUUUUUGGGUACCUCCGGGACAGAAAGGCUACUACAUAUGAUGCAUUCAUGGAGAAAAGAAACCGAGGCCGUGUUCAGUCCCAAGAGCUUCCUCGCGUACAGCAACCUUCAUCUGCUGUUGCCAGGUAA
Messenger RNA from Candidozyma duobushaemuli, 699 nucleotides. RefSeq lists its product as uncharacterized. The transcript has a single exon. Lineage: Eukaryota; Fungi; Ascomycota; Pichiomycetes; Serinales; Metschnikowiaceae. The record is from RefSeq and is a predicted model, not a curated record. The coding region runs from base 1 to 699 and encodes 232 amino acids.